AUGAGCGACGAGCCGACCAAGACCAAGAAGCCGACGUAUCGCUUCACGGUGCAUACGGACAUUGAUCUCUUAGAGGAGGUGAUCAAUGUGGCUCCGCACGACGCUCCGUACGGACAGACCACCGCGCGCUGGGAGGAAGUCACUAACUACAUGCGCACGCUCCACGGCGAGCACCUCACGGUGGCCGGCUGCCGCAAGCGCUUUGACGACCUCAUGGCGGCUUUCAAGACAGACAACGUCAACGGAUUGCGUGCGUCCGGCACCGAAGAGGAAAUGAGCCAGCGCUACGUGCUACUGGAAGAAAUGUCGGACCUUUUGGAAGCGGCGGUUGACAGGAAAAAGGCCAGUAAGAAUGACAAGGACAAGAAGCCCGACAAGCGCGAGUCGGACGGGCUCCGCAGUCGUGCGGCAGCGCAGCAAGGGCUCAAACGCAAGGCAACCAACGGCGACGACCUGGACGAGGACGACAGUGCCGAUACGCCAGCGAAGAAGGCCAAGGGAGAUGACUGCGCGACGAACGAUCUGGCGAGCGUCCUCGCAGCCUUUUCCAGCAUGAUCGAGUCGACCAACCAGCUCAAGCGAGACGAAAUUGCCGCCAAAAGAGAGGCAGUUGCCGCCAAGAAAGAAGAACUCGCCUUGGGCCAACGCAAGCUUGAGCUUGAGGAGCAGCGAUUCCUCUAUGAGAAGGCCGAGCGCGAGGAGCGAUUCAAGCUGGAGAAAGUGGAGCGCGAGGCCUACCUCGAGUUCAUGCGGCGCACAAUCGAGAUGAUGCAGACGAACUUGAACAACAAAUCGUGA
Messenger RNA from Saprolegnia parasitica CBS 223.65, 798 nucleotides. RefSeq lists its product as hypothetical. The coding region runs from base 1 to 798 and encodes 265 amino acids. Lineage: Eukaryota; Oomycota; Saprolegniomycetes; Saprolegniales; Saprolegniaceae. The record is from RefSeq and is a predicted model, not a curated record. The transcript has 2 exons.